Molecule: messenger RNA, 585 nt
Organism: Gastrolobium bilobum
Lineage: Eukaryota; Viridiplantae; Streptophyta; Magnoliopsida; Fabales; Fabaceae
Product: methionine gamma-lyase-like
Exons: 2
Coding region: 1-585 (194 amino acids)
Biological process (GO): transsulfuration
Cellular component (GO): cytoplasm
Molecular function (GO): pyridoxal phosphate binding; carbon-sulfur lyase activity
Source: RefSeq, a predicted model, not a curated record
AUGCUGUUGGGUUCAACUAUGAACGCCAAUGUGGCAUUUGAACUAUCUGAAAGAAUCCCACACUUGGGGCUAAGGAUGAAGGAACAUAGUCACCGUGCAAAGGUGUUUGCAACCAGGCUCAAAAACUUAGGAUUCAAGGUUAUCUACCCUGGUCUUGAAGACCAUCCACAUCAUGAUUUGUUGAAAUCCAUGCACAACAAGGAUUAUGGGUACGGUGGACUUUUUUGCAUUGACAUGGAAACUGAAGAGAGGGCUAACUCGUUGAUGAACCACUUACAGUUAUGGACUAGAACGAGGCCCAUGGUCAGUGAGGCCCAUGAUCAGCACAGGUCCACAUGGCAGAACAAGAACCAUGGACAAUUUGGUUUUAUGGCUGUUAGCUUGGGCUACUAUGAGACCCUCAUGUCUUGUUCUGGAAGUAGCACCAGCAGUGAGUUGAGUUCUGAGGAAAAAUUCCUUGCUGGAAUCUCACCAGGUCUAAUAGGAAUGUCAAUAGGAUACAUAGGGACGUUGGAGCAGAAGUGGAGUCAGUUGGAAAAGGCACUCACUAGACUUCAGGAAUAUGGUUUAACCAACAAGAAUUGA